GGCUCGCUUGUCCUGAUGCGCAACACAGCCAUAGAAAAGGUGCUCAAUCAGAAGAUGCGUCCAUGGUAUUUAGGGCCUUUGCUAGUAAUUUCUAGGAAUUGGGGAGGAGCAUAUAUCCUGGCCGAACUCGACGGAUUGGUCUUUGAUCGGCCAAUUGCAGCAUUCUGUGUUAUUCCUUAUUUUGCUCGUAGGUCUCUGAAGCUCACCAAACUUGAAGCCCUCCUCAACAUCUCGUAG
Molecule: messenger RNA, 237 nt
Organism: Heterobasidion irregulare TC 32-1
Lineage: Eukaryota; Fungi; Basidiomycota; Agaricomycetes; Russulales; Bondarzewiaceae
Exons: 1
Source: RefSeq, a predicted model, not a curated record